GUGUUCUGGAGGUUGUGUUGAGUGUCAUCUUUGUGUUGAUCAUCUUUGUGUUUCAGGAUUCAUCAAACUCAUUAUUUCAUACCCCAUCAUUAUUAUAGAUGUAGAUUUAAGAUUUAUUAGUGUAGUUAUUUAGAGCAAGAUUUAGAGAAUUUAGGCUCGAUCUUUAUCUAGAGAAUUACAGGAUUCGUGGGAAGUUAUACUGAUACUUGAAGUGUAAGUGACACUGUUAGAAAAAUGUAGUGGUAUUGAUCAUUAGUUUGAGAUAUAACUUUGUAGAUUAUUUUUUUUACAGGGUUUAUUACAUUGAACUUGAUUGUAUAAUCUAUGAAGAUCUGCUUUACUUUUCUAGUCACAACAGUGUUUAUUAUAACAAUGGCUACAGGUGGAAAGAAAGCAUCAGAUCAUGAGUCCUGGGAAGAAGAGAUUGAAAAGGGCGAAAAAGAUCAAGAAAAGCUCAUACAUGAUGUAGGUAAGAUUGACCCAAAAUAUAAAGUCAUCACAAAGGAAGAGUAUGAGUAUUUAAUGGCUAUGAAGGCCAGUACACCUCUGACAGGUCCAGGAAAAGGUUUUCCAUUUCCAAGUUCUCCAAUACCAGGUAAAUUUCAACCUGCAUUAAACCCCUCAUUCAAUAUGUCAACUUUGCAGAGUAAUUUCAAUACGACUCCAAAGCUUCCUACAUUUAGUGGCAGUGAGGAACUUCAAAAAGGGGAAGUGACCUAUGAAGUCUGGAGUUUCGAGGUAAGGUGCCUUAGAAAUUCACAGGUGUUGCCUGAUGCUGUAUUACUUCAGACAAUUAGAAAUUCCCUCAAGGGAACUGCAAGGUCAAUGCUGAUUUCACUCGGUGAAUCAGCUACAGCAAGUCAAAUUUUGGAGAAAUUAGAAGGGUUUUAUGGAAUGGUAAGUAGUAGUGAAACUUUAAUGCAACAGUUCUAUAACGACUGUCAGAAAGAAAAUGAGAGUAUUGUGGCUUACGGUUCUAGGUUAGAAUCUACACUAUGUAAGGCAAUCAAACAGGGCCACAUAGAUGACAUUGCAAAAGAUACAAUGCUAUGUAGUAAAUUUUGGACUGGAUUGAGAAGUAAGUCAUUAAGAAAUUCUACUAGAUAUAUCUAUGCAAAUAUAACAGAAUUUCAGGUUUUGCUCAGAGAAAUCAGGAAAGUAGAGCAAGAAAGAGAUCAACAUGGAGACUGUGAACAAAGAUGCCAAGUCUGCAGCUCUCCACAAUCAAUCAAAUCAAGGUUACCCAAAAGAGUAAUCUCUUCUGUUGUGGGGCGAACGGGAGAGAAUACUGAUUUAUGCCCUAAAGAGUUACAGGAUAGGAUGAUAGGUCCAACAAAUGAAGCAUAUGUCAAAAUUUGUGGGAAGAAGGUUUCAAGUCUGAUAGAUAGUGGUUCAAUGGUUACAACCAUUUCAGAGUCAUUUUAUAAUUCUCUGGAGAACAAACCAAGUCUACAUGAAAUAUCUGAAUUUAAAUUAGAUGUUUAUGGUGCAAAUGGGGACAGUUUGCCCUAUUUGGGUUAUGUAGAAGCAGAAAUUGAAGUUCCAUUUAUGCAAGAACCAUUAUUUAUUCCAGCUUUAAUAACUCGGGAUUCAAGCUUCAAUAGUAGAGUUCCAGUUGUUAUUGGGACAAAUGUUAUUAGACUUUGUGUAGAUUUUACAGGUGAGUGUGAAGAAGCAUGGCAAACGGCUAUUAACACUAUGUGUGUUAAUUGCUGUGUACCUGUUAAGACAACUAAUAAAUAUCCUAUACAUUUAGCUCCCAAUGAAGUGAAAUACAUUAGAGGAAUGGUAAGAAACAUGGAAGGGACAGUGAAGACCUUAAUAACAGAACAGCUGGAGAACAGUCAGGCCGGAGUGGUAGUAUGCCCUCGACUGGUAGCGUCCAGUAGUACAGGGAAAAACAAAAGGGUCACAGUUAAGGUAUGUAAUAUCUCGGCUAGUGCUGUUAAGAUACCACCCAAGACGAACAUCUGUAGUGUGAGUCAGGUAAGAGUAGUAGACACCUGGAAUCCACAACAUGCAGAGACCAAACCAGUCAAGAAGAAGGAUUCCACUACCAGAUCAUUAGCAGAUUUAGGGGUGAAGGUCAACACUGACAAACUCUCUAAGGGGGAGGAAAGAGAAGCUUUGCAUACUAUUGGAAAAUGGCAACACUUAUUCUCUACAUCUCCUACAGACCUAGGGAGGACAGAUGUGGUCAAACAUGAGAUAAACCUAACCACAGAAAUACCUUUCAAGGAACCAUACAGACGCAUUCCCCCUGGUAUGAUUGAAGAAGUUAGGCAGACGUUGAAAGAGAUGUUGGAGGCAGGGGCCAUCAGGAAGUCGAGCAGUCCCUACUGUUCUAACGUGGUUCUAUGUAGAAAGUCAGACGGAUCCUUGAGAUUUUGUAUAGACCUGAGGAAGCUUAACAACAGGACUAUCAAGGAUGCGUAUACUCUACCCAGAAUAGAGGACACUUUAGAUAGAUUGGACGGAUCAAGGUAUUUCAGUAAAUUAGAUUUAAAGUCCGGCUACUGGCAGGUCGAGAUUCGUGAGGAAGACAAGAAAAAGAAAGCCUUUACGGUAGGUCCAUUAGGGUUCUUUGAAUGUAACAGGAUGCCGUUUGGUCUCACCAACGCUCCUGCGACAUUCCAAAGACUAAUGGAAAUGUGUAUGGGUGAUAUGAAUCUAAAAGAAUGUUUACUUUUUCUCGAUGAUAUUCUAAUUUUCUCGAGUACAUUUCAGGAACAUCUGGUGAGGUUGGAAUCAGUUUUUCAGAGAUUACAUGACUACAAGUUGAAAUUGAAUCCAAAGAAAUGUGAAUUCUUCAAAAGUCAAGUUCGCUAUUUGGGUCAUGUGGUUUCUGAGAAAGGGAUUAUGACUGAUCCAGAGAAAACAUCAGCUUUAGAAAAUUGGCCUGUUCCAUGUAAUGUAAAGUCAUUAAGAUCUUUCUUAGGGUUUACAGGGUACUAUCGCAGAUUUAUUAAAGACUACGCAAGGAUUGUAAAGCCCUUGAAUGAUCUGCUGAUUGGACAACCUACCAACAAAGCAGCAAAGAAAAACAGAAAGAGAAAGAAAGCUGAGUGGAAAUGGGAUCAACAUUCAGAUAACAGGGUCCCGAACGCAGUACCAGACCAGGAAGUUGCAGAAUCAGAGACAGAGUCCGAAUCUGAGGAUGAGGAAGUUUUGGUAAGGCAUAAAAGAGUCAAACCUAAACAGUAUAUAUCUAGUGUUUCAGAUAGGUCAAGGUCAUCCAAGUCACUAUUAAAUAGAGAAGCAUCAACUAGAGAAAAUACAACACUGAACCGCACAGAGCCAUCAACUAGGGAGACUUCAACAAGCGAAAGUAUAAAGUUAACCCACAUGGAACCAUCUAUUCCAGCUAAUGUAGUAGCAGAGCCCCGCAGGUCUGCCAGAACCAAGAAAGUACCAGAUAGGUAUGGUUCCUGGGUAUCUCCCAUAGAGACACAAGAUGUGAACUACUAUGAUUUAACUUAA
This is a messenger RNA of Saccostrea cuccullata (small rock oyster), 3480 nucleotides long. RefSeq lists its product as uncharacterized. Lineage: Eukaryota; Metazoa; Mollusca; Bivalvia; Ostreida; Ostreidae. The record is from RefSeq and is a predicted model, not a curated record. Bases 325 to 3480 code for a protein of 1051 amino acids. The transcript is spliced from 4 exons.